CAAGCAUGUAUUUAUUUUGCAUCUGUCUUUCAAGCUAUGUCAUGUGGUAUCCAUUACUUAGCGUCUGUGUUCAUGGCUGUUACUCCUAACUUUGUAUGUGGGAUCCCUGGAAAUGUAAGUAGUGUUCUUUUCUACAACUCCUCUGAAUCAAGUAUAGAGGACAUCUGGACACUGUGGACAUCAACAGAAAGUUACGUUGUAGUCCAGCUGGAAAAUGGAGAAAUUUGGGAACUUAACCGAUGCAGCAGGUCCAAACGAGAAGUUAGUUUGGAUCUGGCAUAUGACUACAAAGGCAACAAGUCCGUAUUUCCUUGUUCUGAUGGAUUUCUCUAUGAUGAUACAAAGUGGAAGAGCACUGUUGUUACGCAGUGGGAUCUGGUCUGUGACCGAGAAUGGCUUGCAAAAUUAAUCCAGCCUACAUUCAUGCUUGGAGUCUUGAUUGGAGCAGUGAUUUUUGGUGACAUUGCUGACAGACUGGGAAGACGGCGUGUUAUAUGGUUCACAAGUGCUGGUCAGUUUGUAUUUGGCAUCUCAGUGGCCUUCACAUUUGACUACUACAGUUUUGUGACUGUGCGCUUUCUCCUUGCUAUGGUUUCAAGUGGCUAUCUGGUUGUGGCUUUUGUUUAUGUUACUGAAUUUGUUGGCAUUAAAGGACGAACCUGGGCUUCUAUGCAUGUCCAUGCUUUUUUUGCUAUGGGAAUUAUGGUUGUGGCACUCGUGGGAUUUUUGGUUCGGACCUGGUGGGUCUAUCAGAUAUGUCUCUCCCUAGCGACUCUUCCCUUUGUCUUGUGCUGCUGGAUGCUCCCAGAAACACCUUUUUGGCUCCUGUCAGAGGAAAGAUACGAAGAUGCACAAAAAGUAAUUAAUAUAAUGGCAAGAUGGAAUAAAGUAAGCACUCCCUGCAAAGUUUCUGAACUGUGCUCAGUCCAAGAAGAUGAUCUAGUUAGUGGCAGAAUGGGUGACAAUGACACGUCCUCAACAAAGAAGCACAACAUCUUAGACCUGUUUUGUAACUGGCACAUUGCAAGAAGGACCAUCACAGUCUGGCUGAUCUGGUUCACUGGGAGUUUGGGGUAUUACGUCUUCUCCCUCAGUUCCGUCAGUCUAGGAGGCAAUGAAUAUUUAAAUCUCUUUCUCAUAGGUGCUGUGGAGUUGCCUUGCUAUAUCAUUGCUUGCAUUGGGAUGGACAGACUGGGAAGGAGAAACACACUCAUUCCAUUCCUUAUUUUAAGUGCACUGAUCUGUGUUUUAAUUAUGUUCAUACCUCAGGAUUUCAAUAUAUUAAUUAUCUUAGCAAAUAUGGCUGGAAAAUUUUCAAUAGGUGUGGCAUUUGGCCUCAUAUAUCUCUACACAGCAGAACUGUACCCAACAAUUGUAAGAUCACUUGCUGUUGGAAGUGGAAGCAUGAUGUGCCGUGUAGGAAGUGUGGUUGCUCCUUUCUGUGUAUAUCUGAGAAGUAUUUGGAUUUUCAUGCCACUUCUGCUUGUUGGAAUCAUGGCUCUCCUGAGUGGAAUAUUAACAAUAAUGCUUCCAGAAACACUGGGAAAACCAUUGACUAAUACUUUGGUGGAAGCUACAGAAAUGGGAAGAAACAAGAAAAGCUGUUCAGGAAAGACUUCUCCAGCACAGAGUGGUGCAGCAUUAGAAAAGAUAGAGAUGUUUGGUCAAGAAACAGUCAGCACUGAGAAAUAA
Messenger RNA from Gavia stellata (red-throated loon), 1692 nucleotides. RefSeq names its product solute carrier family 22 member 16 (gene SLC22A16). Gene Ontology annotation, cellular component: membrane. NCBI's taxonomy places the organism in Eukaryota, Metazoa, Chordata, Aves, Gaviiformes, Gaviidae. Gene Ontology annotation, biological process: transmembrane transport. The transcript has 7 exons. The record is from RefSeq and is a predicted model, not a curated record. The coding region runs from base 37 to 1692 and encodes 551 amino acids.